CUGAGCUUCACCAGUUUGAACAUCCUUAACUUGCCAAAGAAACAGUUUUUAAGCUUUUAAAAAAAGCUGUUAUUAAGUUUUAUUAAGUUUUCAGGUGAGAAAGUAAACAUUUAGAUUCCCAAUAUGUGAUCAGUUUAUAAAAAUGUAACGCCUCUUUUGAAAUGUAUGCCGACGUUUUGGGGAUUAAAAAACAAUAUAUUAAAUCAAGAACCACUAAUAUGACUAUAGCUAUCCAUCUGGUUGCUAGUAGCUAGCUGCUAGCUGGCUAUCUAUUUGUCUGGUUGCUAGUAGCUACUAGCUGCUAGCUGGCUAUCUAUUUGUCUGGUUGCUAGUAGCUACUAGCUGCUAGCUGGCUAUAUAUUUGUCUGGUUGCUAGUAGCUGCUAGCUGGCUAUCUAUUUGUCUGGUUGCUAGUAGCUAGCUAGCUUCUAGCGAGCAGACAGACAGGUUGGUUUAAUAUGCUCUGUAGAACUAAUAUCUAUAUAUUUGUACUCUGUGCAGACCUCUUCUACCCUUCUGGCAUUGAGAGUAAUUACAAUCACAUGUUCUUUUGUAUUCCGGUUAAACGGAUGUACUAAUAGGCCUCUAAACCUUUGUAGUUCCUCAUAGCAGAGCUAUGGUGGAGGUAUGUGUAUGUGUCUCAACCGAAAGAAUGAAUAGAAAUGCUUUGGACAAGAAGUGUUUUUAAUUCUCCACACAGUGGCUUGAUCAGUUUUCCAGCUCUAAUGCUGUCAGAGAGAAAAGAUAUAUUCCUAAUUCAUUUCUGGGACCACCAGACCAUCAGAGUGACUUAUUCAAACUAUUACGCCGACCAGACUUUUUACUGUUUAUUUUUCUGCAGCAGCAACAAGAUGGAUUGAGUACUUUAUUCUUAGUGGGAAAUAAAUUGUCGUUCCAAACCCCUAUUCCACAAAACAAAUCUACUCACAUAAACUAGAAAACAUGGUGAACAAUAACCGCCAACAGGCUGCCACUGAAGGGUGGUUUAGUGUGCAUUAAAGAAAUAAAGGUAAUUCACAGCAAAAAAUACAGUUUUACUGUAUAAAUAUUAAAUAUACACUCCUGGAUUUAUCAGUUUUAAAGCAUCAUCAGUGAGCUGGCAGGAAAAUGUUGGGAUUUAAGCGCACUAUUAGUCCUAUAAUAACUCAAAAAUUUGUAUUAUUAAAUUGAUGAAUCGUUACACUUUACAUUGUCUUGGGUGUGAUUCAAGGAUAUUCAUGGAGACAGGUUAAAAACCUGCUAAACAACAGUUUUUUCCAUUUUUUUAAAGGGGUUAAAAUGUGCAUAAACUGUGGACUCACUGUGACUCACUGUGUCUUCAAACACACAGUUUGUUUUUAUUUACCUAACGCACUGGUUUGUGAGGGUCUCGACUCCCACUGGGGGUUGCUACAUCUGCUAGAUGUUAAUUGGUGUAAGAAAAACUUAAAAAUAUAUACAUAAAGUUGGACUUUAUCUCAGGGUUUCAUUCAUUUCUGUGAAGAAAACUGAAUUAAAUUGAUAUUUUAGAAUGAUAUAAACAGGAUAAACACAAAGCACCUGGAAGAAGUACACAAUUAAUUUGUCCAAAAAAGAAGCCGAUUGAAGAGAAAUUAAAACGUUUGGAUUGAGUGUCACUACAAAUUGUGGUGAAUGAGUGUUCAUGAAAUAUAACUCUUAAAUUUAUCUCUUUUUUUCAGCCGCUUUGCUGAUGAAGAACGAGUUAGUAAGAGGGCCUUGAGUUCAGAUCUAUUAGUCAAACUAAUAUUCUUUAACUUUGAUGCUCAAGUGAAAAUACGCCGUGAGCGACGAGACUGAAAGUCCCUUCAGAGGUUAAUAAAACAAUCUCACCACAAGGUCCAUUAGUCUGUUCUGGAGCUUUCAAUCACAUCUCAUGGUCUUCCACAGCACACAUGAAGCUUGUAGAAAUGUCUCAUUGUUUUUUGGGAUCCGGAGUAUUUAACAAAGGGAAAUGUGCAUCUCACAUAUUGCUGUUCACUUCUUUCUAUGUGCAGGAUAUUUUUUUAUCAUUUUCUAAUUAAAAACCUGUAAUCAUUUCUCGUCUCACGUGUUUUUCUUUGUUGUUUUCCUGACCACAUGAGAGCGGUGUGCACACUGAAACCCAUUUCCACAUUCACACUGAGCUCUCCUGGUGACUCUUCUCCUCAGAAUGCAGGUUGAACAACGGAGCGCGUUGACAAUGCAAUUAAUUACACCUAUUGAUGCCUCUUCUGCUCGUUCUGCUGCCGCAUUGUUCUGAUGUUUAUGCAUCGCAGCCUUAAAAGGGUUUCGCUCACAAUGAGAUGAAACCAAACAGCCAUGUCGACUCUGAGGACUCUAGCUUUUCUUGCUUUGAUCGGCGAGUUAUUAAACUUAAAACAUAUUGAGGGUUUGAUUCGAUUAACUGAUGUUUAUUAAAGUGUGUAAAUGUUUUGUGUCUGCUUCCAGGUGUUUGCAGCUGUCAGGCCUCAGACUGCUCGUACCGCGGUCUGCUGACUCACCUGAACCUGACGACCACUGAUAAAGUUAUGGCCGUCAUGCGGCCCGUGAAGAACUGGACGACCCCCACCCUCGUUCAGAUGGACUUGGUGUUGUACGGUAUUCUAGAAGUGGAUGAGAAGUCUCAGACUAUCACGAGUCACAUCUGGAUAAGAAUGGGCUGGACGAAUGAAUUCCUCACCUGGAAUCCGUCGGACUUCUGUGGGAUCGACAGGAUGAUGAUUCCGAGGUCGAGUCUGUGGAUCCCAGAUGUUGACAUCGAGGAGGAUGCGUCUGAUACUGGGACCAUCCACAACAGUCCGGUCAUCAGUUUGUCUCCGUCAGGCUCGAUGCUGGCGAACACACGGCAGCGUCUCACCUCCACCUGUCUGCUCAUCGUCACCUUGUUCCCCUUCGAUAAGCAGCGCUGUAACUUCACCUUCUCUUCAAUGACCUCAGACGCAGAUACGAUAGCACUGGGAACCGUCUCCACCGACACAAUGCUCACUAGGGUGUCUGAGCGGCUCAUGGUGACACGGGGAGAAUGGAAUCUCGACAAAAUAGAAAUAGACUAUUGUAGUAAAAACGGAACAAGUGGAUGUCAAAGCAGCCUCAUAUACACCAUCAUAAUCUCCAGGAAGCCGAUGCUGUACGUGAUCAUUUUCAUCGUGCCCUUGUUUUAUUUCGUGUUGCUGGACGUUUGCUCGUUCUUCAUCAGCGAGGCUCGAGGGGAGAAGCUGAGCUUCAAGAUGACGGUUCUGCUGUCCAUCUCCGUCCUGCUGCUGAUUCUGAAGGACCUGCUGCCCUCCACUGAAGAUCAUCUGCCGAUGAUUGCCACGUACUGUGUUGGGAUCUUCGCCCUGGUGGGGAUCAGCGUCCUGGAGGCCAUGCUGGUCGGUUUCCUGUACGACCUCGACGGUUCUUGUAGCAACGCUCAAACUCCCAAUGAUGCCCAAGUGGACAUUCAGCUGGAAGUGGACUUUCACAAAGACUCCGAUGGAGCUGAAGAGCCUCCAGAGAGAAGCUCCCUCCCUCUGAAUCGACCCGACGACCGAGACCUGCUCAGACUGAUCCUGGAGGAAGUGAAGACGGCUCGACGUGAAGCCGGAGGGCCGGAGGAAGACGAGCGACGGCCCGGAUGCUACAGAAGACUCUCUAAGAUCAUCGACUCGGUGUUCUUCGUCCUCUAUUUCCUGACUGUUGCAGGUUUUCUCACGUACAUGAACAUCAUGUGGAUGACACAAAUCAUUUCAAUCUGAUGAGAUGACGUGUGUGUAAUCUGCUCAGUGCACGCUCUUAACUCAGAUGAGGAUUAUUUUUUAAUAACUAAAUUCUUCCGUCCUUUAAUUCUUCUUUUCCAUUGUUUUUCAAAGUGCAGAACAUGAAAAUGAUUGUAUGUUAUGAAC
Messenger RNA from Anarrhichthys ocellatus (wolf-eel), 3862 nucleotides. RefSeq names its product 5-hydroxytryptamine receptor 3A-like. Gene Ontology annotation, biological process: monoatomic ion transmembrane transport. Gene Ontology annotation, molecular function: transmembrane signaling receptor activity; extracellular ligand-gated monoatomic ion channel activity. The record is from RefSeq and is a predicted model, not a curated record. Gene Ontology annotation, cellular component: membrane. The transcript is spliced from 8 exons. NCBI's taxonomy places the organism in Eukaryota, Metazoa, Chordata, Actinopteri, Perciformes, Anarhichadidae. The coding region runs from base 2507 to 3715 and encodes 402 amino acids.